Molecule: messenger RNA, 1394 nt
Organism: Belonocnema kinseyi
Lineage: Eukaryota; Metazoa; Arthropoda; Insecta; Hymenoptera; Cynipidae
Gene: or
Product: AP-3 complex subunit sigma-1
Exons: 3
Coding region: 232-807 (191 amino acids)
Biological process (GO): Golgi to vacuole transport; intracellular protein transport
Cellular component (GO): intracellular membrane-bounded organelle; AP-3 adaptor complex; membrane coat
Source: RefSeq, a predicted model, not a curated record
UCGACAUUUGAGCCAACUUGGCCUAUCAAUUUUCAUAAAUUUUCACAGAAACAAUUAUUGUAACUGCAGGUUGUUGUCAAAUUGUUACGAGUUUGAAAGUGACCAUUGUUUGAUUGACGAACAACCAGUGAAAUUUUAAUUCGAAAGUGAAAUUCCACACGUAAGCAUGCAAAUAAUCGAUUCUGCAUGUUUAACGUGAAGUAAAUAACCAUAUUAUCAACAAUUUUCACAAUGAUAAAGGCUAUUUUGGUCUUCAACAAUCAUGGAAAGCCAAGGCUUUCAAAAUUUUAUCAAUAUUUUAACGAGGAUAUGCAGCAGCAAAUAAUAAAAGAAACAUUCCAGUUAGUUUCAAAGCGGGACGACAAUGUGUGCAAUUUUCUAGAAGGCGGCAGCCUUAUCGGAGGAUCUGAUUACAAAUUGAUUUAUCGACACUAUGCAACUCUCUAUUUCGUCUUUUGUGUCGAUAGUUCCGAGUCGGAACUUGGAAUUCUGGACUUGAUUCAAGUCUUCGUCGAAACAUUGGACAAAUGUUUCGAAAACGUUUGCGAACUAGAUCUUAUAUUUCACGUGGACAAGGUCCAUUAUAUACUAAAUGAAUUAGUUAUGGGCGGAAUGGUACUAGAAACAAAUAUGACAGAAAUCCUCACGAGGAUAGAUGAUCAAACUAAACUUGAGAAACAAGAGGCGGGAAUAACGGCAGCACCCGCGAGGGCCGUUUCGGCAAUGAAGAAUAUGAACAUCCCCCAGCAAAUAAAGGACAUGAAAUUGCCCGAUUUACCUCAAGCGAUAAAGGAUCUAAAAUUCUGACCAGCCGUCACGUCCCUGGCUCCAAGUUGACUGGGUUCUUCUUUCGUGUACCAGGUCGUCGAGGCCGUGGAUGGAAAUGUUUUCCAUUCUUUUCGAACGAACGAGAAGAUGCCAAUACUACCUGCGAAUUCAUCCUACAUUCUGACACUUGGCACCGCUACCAGGGCUAAUUUCCGCAAAUGAAAGGAAGAAAAGAAAAUAACAGAAGAGAAGAGAAACAGCAAUUAUAAUACGGUAUUAAGUGUAGGUAUCCUUUUUGAAUAGAGGAAAGAGGCUUGACUUUAAAGAAGAGAAAUUAGACUCUAGAGAAGAGUUUCUCGUCUCGAAUCAACAGCAGUCUCAGCUGAUUGAUAAAUCAACGAUUCGAGAACUCGAAUUGAUACUCAAUUGCUGAAUGUGUCCAUUUUUUACCAGCAUAUUGUGCGAAAGUGUUACGUGUGAAUAUCAUUCCUUGAAUUAGAGGUUCCUUGUGCAUUGUAUUUAUGCGAUACAAAUUACAUAUUAUUGUAUUCUACGAUAUUGUUUAUGGCACCUGGUGCUCAUGUGCCACCUAUAUUUCUGAAUUAAAAAUCAGAAUUAUUUCUCUA